Messenger RNA from Pseudozyma hubeiensis SY62, 1863 nucleotides. RefSeq lists its product as hypothetical. The transcript has a single exon. Gene Ontology annotation, biological process: glycerol transmembrane transport; water transport. The coding region runs from base 1 to 1863 and encodes 620 amino acids. The record is from RefSeq and is a predicted model, not a curated record. NCBI's taxonomy places the organism in Eukaryota, Fungi, Basidiomycota, Ustilaginomycetes, Ustilaginales, Ustilaginaceae. Gene Ontology annotation, molecular function: glycerol channel activity; water channel activity. Gene Ontology annotation, cellular component: plasma membrane.
AUGCGCUCUCGAGGAUCCAGCAUAGCAGCUGGCGGCUCUCGCCGCUCGAGCUUUACUGCUGCUGAGCCUCCCACCUCGACGGCAGCUGAUGUCGCCGUCCCCAUCGAGCUGAACCUUCCGCAUCGAGGCAGUGCGACUAGCAGCGCCAACAACAGCCAAAUAGAUCUCACCGGUCAUCAAAUUUACCUACCUGACAAUGCCACUGGCACGUCGUCACCUCGCGGCGGCGUCUUCGAGCUCAGCCAGGUCGGUGCCAACGAGCAGGUCACAGGCGACGUCAUCAAGGAUGUCAAGACGGGCAAGCACUACAAGAAGAUCCCCAUCUCGAAGCCAGCCUACUCCCUCGGCCACACCACGGGAGCCCCCGUCGUCUCCGGCGUCGCGAAUCGAUCGACAGGCCGCAUCGGUCUCGGUCACGCUUUUCCGACUGAGGAGCAGAACAGGCAGCACAAGGCGGAAAAGGCCGCUCGCAAGUCCAACAACACUUCCGGAACAAGGACACCUGCAGUAGCUGCUGGCAGCACGGCUGAGCAUCGAGCGUCGAUGGACGUCAACACCAAAGAGGGAAGAACGCAACUUUUUGCGCAACUGCGAGACCUCAUCCACGAAGAGUUUGAGAAAGCCAACCGAGGCCAGACUGAAGAGCUCAGGAAACACGUCCGCCAAGCCAACCUCGAGCAGCGACAGCAUCUUCAAGAACAUAUCGAAGACGUCAAAGCGAUCACCAACACGGAACAGCCUUCCCAGUCAGAAGAUGGAGUCCAGUCGGAGGACUCGGACCUGAAAGCGUCGAAAGACCGAUACACCACCGAGACGGCCGUCGCCACCAGGGACGACGACAAGCGUCAUGCUUUUGGGGAAAAGGACAGCGACGGGACGCUCACCAUGGAUCAAAACGGUAAUGCGGUCCGAGAUCCUCAACCCGCUGAAUGUGGCUUCGAAGGAGAGGAAGAUGACAGCGAUGACGAAUACGCGUUCCCGAACAAGUGGGCAGCCAUUCGGUACAAGCUGCGCGAACCGUUUGCAGAAUUCCUCGGCUGCUUCAUGCUCAUGGUUUUCGGCAACGGUAUCAACUGUCAGGUCGUCAUCUCGCAGCUGUACGACCCUAGCAAUGCCAAGGGUAGCUAUCUGUCAAUCUCAUUUGGAUGGGGUGUGGGUGUAGCGAUGGGCGUCUGGGUGGCAGGUGGUAUUUCGGGUGGUAUGAUCAACCCCGCCGUAACGAUUGCGCUAGCAUGCUUCCGCAAAUUCCCCUGGAAGAAGGUGCCCAUCUACAUCGUUGCUCAGAUCCUCGGCUGCCUGAUGGGCUCUCUUUGCAUCUACGCUCUCUACGUCAACCCGAUCCGCAUCGUCGAUCCAGACCAAACCGAAACCACGGCCGCACUCUUCACCACCUAUCCAGCCGAAUUCCUUCGCCAACCGUCGACACGCAUGAGCGCCUUCUACAACGAAUUCUUCGCCAGCGCCAUUCUGCUCAUCGUCAUCCUCGCCAUCGGUGACUCGUCCAAUACGCCGCCCCCGGACGGUCUUGCCCCUCUCGUUCUGCUCUGGUUGGUCUGGGGUCUCGGUGCCUGUCUCGGAUGGCAGACGGCAUAUGCGGUCAACCCGGCGCGAGACCUGGGUCCACGCAUCAUGCUGUCCAUCGUUGGCUAUUCGUCCGACAUUUUGUGGACUUUCAACGCUUGGUACUGGCUCUGGACACCCGUCAUCGCCACCUGCUCUGGAGCGAUCAUGGGCUGCAUCAUCUACGAUACACUUUGCUACACCGGUGGCGACUCGCCGAUCAACCGGAAGGCCAAGAAGCACGCACCGUCGCUCGGUCCUGGAUCGAAACAAAAGAUGCCAGCUGCACUAAGCGAAGCUUGA